This is a messenger RNA of Capra hircus (goat), 3523 nucleotides long. RefSeq names its product PPFIA binding protein 2 (gene PPFIBP2). Gene Ontology annotation, cellular component: presynaptic active zone. The record is from RefSeq and is a predicted model, not a curated record. The coding region runs from base 205 to 2952 and encodes 915 amino acids. Gene Ontology annotation, biological process: neuromuscular junction development. The transcript is spliced from 26 exons. Lineage: Eukaryota; Metazoa; Chordata; Mammalia; Artiodactyla; Bovidae. Gene Ontology annotation, molecular function: protein binding.
CCCGUCACGUGGGCUCCGGACGCGGCCGCUGCCGGUCGGUCCGCUGGUUGGUCGGUUAGUUGGUCGGUGGGUCAGUGGCCUGCUGUUCGUUUCUCGGCUCUCAUGUUUGGAGGUGGGGGGGACAAGUGAAAGGCCCGCACACCUGAGCUGUCCGGAGAGGAGCCCCGCACUCAGUAGGAGGAGACGAAGGAGAGAAAAGGACUCAUGGCUUCAGAGGCCAGUCAUGUGCUAGAAGCUGCCCUGGAGCAGAUGGACGGAAUCAUCGCAGGAACUAAAACAGGGGCAGAUAUUAGCGAUGGUACCUGUGAGCCUGGACCGGCCUCCCCAGCCUCCUACAUGAACCCCUUCCCGGUGCUCCAUCUCGUCGAGGACUUGAGGCUGGCCUUGGAGAUGCUGGAGCAUCCUCAGGAGAGGGCAGCCCUCCUGAGCCAGAUCCCGGGCCCCACAGCUGCCUACAUAAAGGAGUGGUUCAAGGAGAGCUCGUCCCAGGUAAAUCACCACAGUGCUGCCGGUAAUGAAACGUACCAGGAACGCUUAGCACGCCUAGAAGGAGAUAAGGAGUCCCUCAUAUUACAGGUGAGUGUCCUCACAGACCAAGUGGAAGCCCAGGGAGAGAAGAUUCGGGACCUGGAAGUGUGUCUGGAAGGGCACCAGGUGAAACUCAAUGCUGCCGAAGAGAUGCUUCAACAGGAGCUACUAAGUCGUACAUCUCUUGAGACCCAGAAGCUCAAUCUGAUGACCGAAGUGUCUGAGCUGAAGCUCAAGCUGGUGGGCAUGGAGAAAGAACAGAAGGAGCAGGAGGAGAAGCAGAAAAAAGCAGAGGAGUUACUGCAGGAGCUACGGCACCUUAAAAUCAAGGUGGAAGAGUUGGAAAAUGAACGGAAUCAGUACGAAUGGAAACUGAAGGCCACCAAGGCUGAGGUAGCCCAGCUGCAAGAGCAGGUGGCCCUGAAGGAUGCAGAAAUUGAGCGUCUGCACAGCCAGCUCUCCAGGUCAGCAGCUCUGCACAGUGACCACGCAGAAAAAGACCAAGAAAUUCAACGUCUGAAAAUGGGGAUGGAAACUUUGCUUGUUGCCAAUGAAGACAAGGACCGUCGGAUAGAGGAGCUUACUGGGCUGUUAAACCAGUACCGAAGGGUGAAUGAGAUCGUGAUGGCAACCCAAGGGCCUUCAGAAAGAACUCUCUCCAUCAAUGAGGAAGAACUGGAGGGAGGCUUCAGGAACUGGAACACUGCAAAUAAAGGCCCCGAAGACCUAUUUAAAUCAGAGGUGUCUCCAAGAGGCAGCUCUCCCACGGCGGGGCCACCCCCACUACCACAGAAAUCACUGGAAACCAGGGCUCAGAAAAAACUCUCCUGUAGUCUCGAAGACUUGAGAAGUGAAUCUGUGGAUAAGUGUGUCGGUGGGAACCAGCCCUCCCCCGUGGUAGAACCCAAGGAUGGCCCUUUCCUGGCGGAGCACAAGUACCCCACGUUACCUGGGAAGCUUCCGGGAGCCACGCCCAAUGGAGAGCCUGCCAAGUCUCCACCCGCCGCCGCCUCCCCAGUGGACCCCGCAGGGAGCAGCCCGCUGAGGCUGAGAGACACAGAAAGUGGCUGGGACGACACUGCCGUGGCCAAUGACUCAUCCAUGUCAUCGGGCACCGAGUCCAGCCCCCAGUCUCCCCUGACACCAGAUGGUAAACGGAGCCCCAAAGGCAUCAAGAAGUUCUGGGGAAAGAUCCGAAGGACUCAGUCAGGAAACUUCAACACUGAUGCCCCAGGGGUGGCCGAGUUUCGACGAGGUGGGCUCCGGGCAACUGCAGGGCCAAGACUGUCCAGGACCAGAGACCCCAAGGCUCAGAAAAGUGACGCCAACGCCCCCUUUGCCCAAUGGAGCACGGAGCGUGUAUGCACGUGGCUGGAGGACUUCGGCCUGGCUCAGUAUGUGAUCUUUGCGAGGCAAUGGGUGACUUCUGGCCACACUUUACUGACAGCUACCCCUCAGGACAUGGAAAAGGAGCUGGGAAUUAAGCACCCUCUUCACAGGAAAAAGCUGGUUUUAGCAGUGAAAGCCAUCAACACUAAGCAGGAGGAGAAGUCUGCACUGCUGGACCACAUUUGGGUAACACGUUGGCUUGAUGACAUUGGCUUACCCCAGUACAAAGACCAGUUUCAUGAAUCCAGAGUUGAUGGGCGAAUGCUGCAGUACCUGACGGUGAAUGAUCUCCUCUUCCUAAAAGUCACCAGCCAGCUACAUCAUCUCAGCAUCAAAUGUGCCAUUCACGUGCUGCACGUCAACAAGUUCAACCCUCACUGCCUGCACCGGCGGCCGGCUGACGAGAGUAACCUCUCUCCUUCAGAAGUUGUGCAGUGGUCCAACCACAGGGUGAUGGAGUGGUUGCGGUCCGUGGACCUGGCAGAAUACGCGCCCAACCUUCGUGGGAGUGGCGUCCACGGAGGGCUCAUUAUCCUAGAGCCACGCUUCACAGGGGACACCCUGGCCAUGCUUCUCAAUAUCCCGCCACAAAAGACGCUCCUCAGACGUCACCUGACCACCAAAUUCAACGCCUUGAUUGGCCCUGAGGCUGAGCAGGAGAAGCGAGAGAAAAUGACCUCACCUGCUUACACACCACUGACCACUACAGCCAAAGUCCGGCCAAGGAAGCUGGGAUUUUCACAUUUUGGAAACAUAAGAAAAAAGAAGUUUGAUGAGUCGACGGACUACAUUUGCCCAAUGGAGCCUGGCAACAGUGUCGGUGAUGGUCACAGGGCCUACAGUGGCGCCCAGGGCCUCAGCACCCUCGAUGCCCCUGAACUGGACGGGUUGGAGCAGAUGGCACCUUCGGAAGGCACCGUGACGCAGAUAGGGCUCCUCUCCCAAGACAUUCACCGCCUCACGACGAUGCUGAGCCAGGACCAGCUGCUGACCGACUCCCGCCUGGCCACUCCCAGAUCUGAGGACUGGAGAUGACUCUCUUCAUGGCUGGCAGCCCAGAGAGGCACGUGUGUGGGUCCCGAGUCCGCUUCGAUGGGAAGCUGGCCCACGGCCACCCACAGAGCCCAGACUGGGCCCCAGGGCAUCUCUAACGUGGGUGCUGACAGGACAAUGCGAGGCUGUGGAACAGAUGUCCACAAGGUGGCCCACAGGUUUUCAGCUGUGCUGUGCUCUCCACCACAGCUUUUGUACUUUUUAUACUUUUAUAAGUGGACUGUAGAGCACUUUUGCAGGGAGGGCAGUGAGAUGCCCACACACACUCAAUGACUCACGCCAUCCCUAGCAACAGCCGGGGGCACUUACACCAAAGGGGAAGGGCUGUGAGUCACAAAAGCUUUGCUGGAAAAAAAAAGUUCUGAAUGUUCUGAGCUGACUGAAGGGAUAGGAAGCCCCCUCCGGGGCUACUUCCGUAUGAAAGCUUGUAGUGUAUUUCCGUUCCCAGGAACCUGGCUGGAGUGACAGCAGGGAAGGAGGAAUGAGCUCCCUUGACAAGGCUGCCCUUUUCUGCAGUGGUGACUCAGGUUCUCAGGGCUGCGGGGCCUCCCAG